AUGAAUCCCUACGGCAGUGGGUAUGUUGGGCUUCAAGAUGCAGAACCAAUAAUCCAGAGGCUAGCACUACAUGAACUCAUUGAUCGUCGUAUUGGAGAUUCAUAUGACACAUAUGAAGUGUACCUCAUGGCUAAAGCCGCAUACUUAUGUGUGCAAAGAAGCCCUGAAAUGCGUCCAUCAAUGGGAGAGGUUGUCCGCAUUCUUGAAGGGGAAAAUGACCAUUUCCACCACCUAGGAGAGCACUUUGUACCUCAUUAUACAAAGUGA
Molecule: messenger RNA, 267 nt
Organism: Prunus armeniaca (apricot)
Lineage: Eukaryota; Viridiplantae; Streptophyta; Magnoliopsida; Rosales; Rosaceae
Source: the annotation of a GenBank genome assembly